Messenger RNA from Tauraco erythrolophus (red-crested turaco), 1714 nucleotides. Lineage: Eukaryota; Metazoa; Chordata; Aves; Musophagiformes; Musophagidae. The record is from RefSeq and is a predicted model, not a curated record.
AUGGGCACUCUGGUUUUUUAAAAAUGACAAGAGCAAAACUUGGCAAGCAAAUCUUCGUCUUAUCUCAAAGUUUGAUACUGUUGAAGAUUUUUGGGCUUUAUACAACCAUAUCCAGCUCUCUAGUAAUUUAAUGCCUGGUUGUGACUACUCGCUCUUUAAGGAUGGGAUUGAGCCCAUGUGGGAAGAUGAAAAAAACAAACGAGGAGGACGAUGGCUAAUUACACUAAACAAACAGCAGAGACGAACUGACCUUGAUCGCUUCUGGCUAGAGACACUGCUGUGCCUUAUUGGGGAGUCGUUUGAUGACUACAGUGAUGAUGUAUGUGGUGCUGUUGUUAAUGUUAGAACUAAGGGUGAUAAAAUAGCAAUAUGGACAACUGAAUGUGAAAACAGGGACGCUGUUACGCAUAUAGGGAGAGUAUACAAGGAAAGAUUAGGACUUCCUCCAAAGAUAGUGAUUGGUUACCAGUCCCAUGCAGACACAGCUACUAAGAGCGGCUCCACCACUAAAAAUAGGUUUGUUGUUUAAGAAGACACCUUCUGAGUAUUCUUUCAUAGGAGACUGCGUCAAGCAAUCGAGAUUUGGGAGCUGAACCAAAGCCUCUUCAAAAACAGAGUGGACUACAUUUAAAUUUGAUUUCCAUCUAAGUGUUGCUAAGAUUUGUGAGAAGUCUCAUUUGCCUUUGUCUUGUACUUCUGUGUUCAAUUUUUUCUAUUUUGGCUGAAGUAACCAUUACCAAUCAGAAUUUUAGUACACUUCACCUCCUGAAUACAUAAAUGUUUUCCUGGCCCACUCUGUAAUAGCUUGAUAGAAACAUUACUAUUAUGAAAAAACCCAUUUGUUUAUCCACAGUAUUCAGAAAAAAGUUGCAUUUCUGUACCUGCAGGAAAUUACUCUGUUUUACAUUUGCAUUGUAUGCAGUAACAUUUUGCUGGUUUGGAAAAGAGUAUGGUGCAUACAGUUUUCUAGCAAUUCUUUUAUACAGCAUCAUCUUUGCUGUAACCUGUACUGAUGGCUGCUAGAUUAAUUUAUUUGUUUUCCCUAUUUGAUAACAUUAGUGAUAUUUUGAUUUCAGUUGGUUUUGCUCAUGUAACAUUUGGUGAAGAAUCUGGGAAUAUGACAAAGGUGGAAUAAACAUUAAUUUUGUGCAUUCUUUGGUAAUUUUUUGUUUUUUUGUAACAUCAAAGCUUUGCUGCAAAUUUAUGCAUUUCAGUCAAAUCAGUGAUCUGUUUGUGUGAUUUCCUAAACAUAAUUGUGGAUUUUUUUUAAUGUAACACCAUAACUUACAUUCCUUACUAGAAAUAGUAUGUCUGUUUUUGUAUCUUACGCUGUAUUUUAACACUUUGUAUGACUUAGGUUGUUUUGCUUUGGUUAAAAUGGCUCAAGUAGAAAAGCAGUCCCAUUCAUAUUAAGACAGUGUACAAAACUGUAAAUAAAAUGUGUACAGUGAAUUGUCUUUUAGACAACUAGAUUUGUCCUUUUAUUUCUCCAUCUAUACAGCAAGUAUUCUUUCUUCUUGUGACAAGGCAGUCUCCGCUGUGGCUUCUGUUGUAGUGUCUUCCAAGAAAGAUAGUCUGAAGUUAUAGUCUGUUGAAACUUUUAAUAAAUCUAUUAGAUAGCACCCUAAAUCAAAGUGAAAUUAUAUUGAUGUGGCUACUGUUUUUUCUAGUGGUUGGUCUUAAUUGAUCAUGGUUUGCAUUGUUUCACUUUUGA